Messenger RNA from Suillus paluster, 1924 nucleotides. RefSeq names its product cytochrome P450. The coding region runs from base 280 to 1806 and encodes 508 amino acids. The transcript is spliced from 14 exons. The record is from RefSeq and is a predicted model, not a curated record. Lineage: Eukaryota; Fungi; Basidiomycota; Agaricomycetes; Boletales; Suillaceae. Gene Ontology annotation, molecular function: oxidoreductase activity, acting on paired donors, with incorporation or reduction of molecular oxygen; iron ion binding; monooxygenase activity.
ACUUCUCGCGUAUAUAUCUUACAGCUGUUACUUACACCACCGUGUCGCCCAUCAUGUCAUGCUUGUUACAUCCCUUUGGUAGUCUCGAACCGGGACCUGACAAUCGCGGGACGUGCUAUCAUAUUGUGCCAUUAUCUUGGUGCAACCCUGCCACAUCAAGUACUCUAGCAGUGUUGAACUCCAUUGGGUAUAGUGACCGCCACGCAAAAGCCCAUUCAUAACUUGAUUUCCCUGUCAAUGAACUCUCUUUAAUCCUUCUUUACGCUCCACUCAUCAGCCAUGUUACAGGUACCUGACCUGCACGUUUUAGAAAACACGAAGCUCGUCCUUGCGUUUGCAGCUUGUUUUGGGGUAGGAGCCGCCAUUCGCGGUUACCUUACAUCAGGAAGUAAAUAUCCCCUCCCACCUUCCCCUACCACUUGGGGGCUUUGGGGGCACGUACUACCCUAUCACAGGUCAUAUCUUACUGUAGAGAAAUGGAUUGAAGAGCUUGGGCCCGUGAUCAGUUUUCGCUCAGGAACCCGGAGAAUCGUGAUUAUCGGCCGCCAAAAAGCCGCGAUAGAUAUCUUGGAGAAGCAGGGCGGGGCGACAUCUGAUCGUCCUUCUAUGUAUUCUACUUCAGAAAUGCUUAGCGGCGGACAGUCCAUCGCCUUUUCACACGCUGGGGAAAGGUUGCAUCAUAUGCGUAGAGCACUUCAUUUGCAUCUCGGACCGAGAUCACUCGAGCAGCAUGAGCUCAUACAGUUAUCGUACGCAAAAGACAUGGUCAUGGACAUCAUCGAUGAUCCAUCCAACUUCCAGAACCACACGUUAACUUUUGUCUCAUCGGUGAUCAUGAAAGUUGCAUACGGGAAGAACACGCGUACGUUUGCUGGUGAUCUCGAACUCAAAGAUGCUCGCCAGCGCAUAGAGGAAUUGGGUAAAUCCCAGCGCCCUGGUGCUUACCUGGUGGACUCGAUUCCGUGGCUCAGAUACAUUCCUUGGUAUGGCAAAGAUUUAAGAGAGGGAUUUGAGAGGGGCAGGAAGAUCUACACCGCUCAGCUCAAUCGCGUGAAACAUCAACUACAGAGGAAUGAAGACAUCGGCCCUUCGUUCGCGAAAUACAUGCUCGAAACUGAGCAUAGUUAUCCCUUUACUGAGCUUGAGAGGGCUUGGCUCGUUGGGAGCUUGUUGCUAGCAUCCAACACGACUGCUGCGGCGUUAUGCACGGUGCUCAUGGUAGCCGCGCUUUUCCCCGAGGAGCAAGCUAAAGUCCAGGCCGAGUUUGAUGCGGUCAUCGGAAGGAACCGAGUACCCACCUUCGCUGACGAAAAUUCCCUUCCCCUUCUGCGCGCUUUCAUCGCUGAGUGUCAAAGAUGGAGACCGUCUGCUGCUGAAGGGCUGGCUCAUCAAACGACUAAAGACGUGAUUUGGGAAAAUUAUUGCAUUCCUGCCGGGACUACGGUGUUCGGCAACCAUUGGGCCAUCUCUCGAGAUCCAGACGUCUUCCCUGACCCUCACGCAUUCAAACCUGAGCGCUGGCUGAACGACCAAGGUGGCCUGAGGAAGGACCACAAAUUCUAUACCUUCGGGUUUGGUCGGCGGGUAUGCCCCGCCCAACACCUCGUACCCAGAUCCGUGUUCAUACACUCGCUCCUUGUCCUUUGGGCCUUCCGGAUGACUCUGGAUCCUACGAAGCCGGCGGAUGACAUGGGAUAUAUGAUCGGGGUGGUGCCAGAUAUCCAACCAUGCACUGUUCAGUUUGAGAGCAGGGUUCCGGAAUCGGCGCUCAGGCGUAUGAUGCAGAAGGAUCCCGAGGUUGCGUGAGAAAGCUUGACUCUAGAAAUCGCAGUGUCCCAUUACAAUUUCGGCCUCGUAUAUUUCUCUGGUGUGCGCAGUGUGUUCAGCUAUUCACUGUCGUGUAUUUCUCUUUCCCUGGGGGUAA